UCCCGAUUUCUGUAAAUGUAAAAGUUAUAAAAUAAAUCAAGUAUAUUUACGUUUCUAUAAUAAUAAAACAACAUUCCAUUAUUUCCAUUAUUAUCUAAAAUUGCUACUUCAAGCCGCACAAUUAGUACUAAAAUGUCACAUAAUAUUAAAAUUUUGCCCGGUGCUACUGUUUGCGAGGAUUGUACGUUAGAAGGAGAUAUAACCAUAGGCGGCGGAACAGUGAUUCAUCCCAGGGUGUCUAUUAUAGCUGAAGGUGGACCUAUCAUAAUAGCCGAAUAUUGUAUUAUUGAGGAAUAUUCUACGAUUAUUCACAAAAAAAAUGAGCAACCAGAAAAUCCACUGAAGCCCCUUUUCAUAGGUGCACAUAAUGUAUUUGAAGUCGGAUGCAGACUGGAAUCAUUAUGUGGUCACAUUGGUGAAAGCAAUGUGUUUGAAUGUAUGUCUUUUGUUGGUGUUGAUGUCAAAAUUGGCAGCGGAUGUGUUAUAGGUGCAUCCUGCAAUUUGAAUGCACCACAAACUUUACCAGAUAAUACAGUUAUCUGGGGUUCGGAGCACAAUUACAGGGAAGCAUUAGAGAAACAACCAUCUCAACUACUCCAACUUGACUUUCUAAGCAAAGUGAUGCCAAACUAUCACAGACUAAGGAAAUCCAAUGUGCAUAAAAGGCAGAUGUCAAGGCAAUCCCAAGAAGCAGCAAAAUAAUUAUUCAGUAAAUGAAGAUAUUUUAAAAUGUAAUUGAGCCUUUAUAUUUAUUUCUUGUUUGGAAUCAACUUAUUUUUUAUUUGGCUUACAGGAACAGAUGCAAGCUGUUGAUUCUGUAUUAAAUUUUGCAAGUCUUUAUAUUUUAAAUAUGCCUUUAUUAUAUAUUAUUUCCACGUAACUAAUCUUUAUAUUCAAUAGAUUGAUAACAGUAAAAAUUUCAAACUUUCA
This is a messenger RNA of Papilio polytes (common Mormon), 930 nucleotides long. It is a transcript of the gene DCTN6-p27, whose product is annotated as dynactin subunit 6. NCBI's taxonomy places the organism in Eukaryota, Metazoa, Arthropoda, Insecta, Lepidoptera, Papilionidae. The record is from RefSeq and is a predicted model, not a curated record. Gene Ontology annotation, cellular component: dynactin complex. Bases 133 to 702 code for a protein of 189 amino acids. The transcript has 4 exons. Gene Ontology annotation, biological process: mitotic spindle organization. Gene Ontology annotation, molecular function: dynein complex binding.